Filobasidium floriforme is the source of this 3523-nucleotide messenger RNA. RefSeq lists its product as uncharacterized. The record is from RefSeq and is a predicted model, not a curated record. NCBI's taxonomy places the organism in Eukaryota, Fungi, Basidiomycota, Tremellomycetes, Filobasidiales, Filobasidiaceae. The transcript is spliced from 7 exons. Gene Ontology annotation, molecular function: protein-phosphatidylethanolamide deconjugating activity. The coding region runs from base 1 to 3312 and encodes 1103 amino acids.
AUGUACGGCAAGGCCGCUCGCAAGGGCGGGGAUCUACCCUCAGAGUUUGGCGACCUAGGUGGUCAGCAAGCGUUCCCAAAGCGGGAAACAAGUCCGAAAGAUAGGACGAUGCGAAGGGAUAUACCAGAGGCCGUCGGGGACAGCUUUUUCGACGUCGCGGACGAUGCCGACAAACGUUCCCGCAAAGACACUCUGAGGGCUAAACCCAAGAAGACCAAGUCGGAGAAGGGUACAUACCCUGGUUUGCCGCCAUCGGAUCAGCCGGCUCAGUCGAUGAGCCGUAGACUGAAGAAGAAGGCUUCAAAGCUGUUCUCCAAGCCCCGGACGGAGUCGGAACGGCCCGAAUUGCCUACUACAGACUCGACAUCGACCGCUGCCGGUUUAUCGAGAAUGCAAUCCCAGUCAACGGGAACAUCAGGCGAAAGGCGAGAUAGUUUGACGACUACCUCGUCGGAAUUCUCUGUCGCCUCGGCGAAUGAGCCAGUCGCUGGGCCAUCCUCGCAUCUCUCCAUCUCGCCCCCCUCGAGACGCUCUUCGCAUUCGUCCGCUCGAUCGUCGGCCAGGUCUUUCUUUUCCAAAUCCCGUCGCAGCAGUUCCCAGAAGGACGAACCUCCUGCCGUACCUUACAGGCAACAGGGACCAUCACAUCUUCCGCUGGGACAACCUAUUCCUGUAUCUUCCAGCUUGCCUGCAACUCGGAAUCCUCGAGGCAAUUCGCUCAGAGAUUGGGAGCAGGGCGAAGAUUCUGGCACGUUCAGCGACAUCCCCGAGGUCGUUACCACUUCGGCCACGCCAGGGCCAUCAGCUUUACGAUCAAGCGAGACGUAUUCGGGAUAUCCGACCGACGCUCAGCAGCCAGGCAUCGGCGGGAGAGUGUCGAAUUGGUUUGCCAACAUUAUACCGGGUACCGCAGGAACAGGCGGUGUCUCCGGGACCGCCGUUCCAGGCCGGGGUCCGAUCCCGACUUCGGUUUCGGCCCCUGGUCGAGCCUCCUUUUCUUCCAUGCCUGGCGAUUUAACGACUGCAUCUGGGAACAGUCUGACCGCCUCACCGGGUCGGAAGAUGACUUCGACGACAUCCUUCUUACAGGCUGCGAGACAGCGAGCAGCCGGGAUGGGUCGAUGGGUGUUGGAUAGUGAGGCAUUACCCGAAGGUACAGAACCGAUCUGGAUCCUAGGUGUAGAGCAUCGUUACGAGCUCGGCCCUGAGGACCGUUUAGGCGAGGACGCUAGUAACAGUGAGGAAGGUUCUUGGGGGAGGCAGUACGCAAAGACUUCGGGUUCCGCAUCUACGGGGAGUCCCAAAUCGAAACAUCUACAGACGAAACGGGCUGGAUCACCGUCGCCAUCAUCGCUCUCGACGAAUUCUAGCAACUAUUUCAGCAGCAAGACAGGCGUGAACAUCGGAAGUCUUAAUCUUACCUCGUCGCCAGGCAAGAAAGGCAAAGGCAGCGGCACCUCUGAUGGUGACGGCGCUCUCGGUAGUCCGGGCAGGGGCAUGAGGUCGCUCUUGUCCAUGAACAGGGAGAAGGAUAGACAAUCACCGACUGCCCAGAGUUGGCCAGACGAAUUCCUGCAAGACUUUCGCUCGAUCGUCUGGUGCACAUACCGGUCUCAAUACGCACCUAUCUUGUCACUGCCUGCGGACAUGUUCCUGCCAAAUCCGAAAGCAUAUCUAGAGGCACAGCUACCUCCACUUUCGAACGAGCCGCAAGAGAUACUCGUGUCGUCAUCUCAGCCUGGCGUCAACAACGGAAAAUCAAGCUGGUCUUGGGUUUCAAGCGUUGGAGCUGGGAUACUGUCAUCCGGCAACCCGACAGAGAGAGGCCUGACAUCCGAUGCAGGUUGGGGAUGCAUGCUCAGGACUGGGCAAUGUCUACUCGCAAAUAGCCUGAUCCGCCGACAUUUGGGGCGAGACUGGAGACCUAACUCGGAUCGAAUGUCUGAAAUCGCCGAAAACGGAGAAGCUCGACGAGACAGGGCGUCAUAUGUUCAAAUCCUGUCCUGGUUCUUGGACGAUCCCUCUGCGAUCUGCCCCUUUUCGGUUCACCGCAUGGCUCUGAUUGGGAAGCAGCUAGGCAAGGAGAUCGGAGAGUGGUUCGGACCGAGUACUGCUGCAGGAGCCAUCAAGACACUCACGAAUGCUUUCCCGGCUUGUGGCCUCGCUGUAUCUGCGGCGACGGAUGGUAUAAUUUUCCGCUCAGAUGUGUUUGCCGCCUCAAACACGGACGAUGGCGGAUGGAGCCCUGUCAUUCAAGGCUUACCUUGGUCCGAACAAUCUCAUCCCACCGGUGCAGGCUUUGGUUCAAAAGCGGUCCUCGUUCUCGUCAACGUAAGGCUUGGCACGACUGCAGUCAACCCCAUUUAUUAUGACAGCCUGAAAACACUAUUUACGGCACCUCAAACGGUUGGCAUUGCAGGAGGGCGACCCGGAUCCUCGUACUACUUCGUGGGGUACCAGGGUGAUUCGUUGUUCUACUUCGAUCCCCACUUCACACGGCCAGCGGUACCUCUGCACACUCCUUCGGCCGAACGCAAGGUCGGAACACGGACCGAAACUGGCGCCAUCCCCAUAAUCAACGCCACGACCCGAAAUACAGAGCCGGAUGACCAGCCCGAUCUUCGGUCUCGCGAGGACAAUGUAACCUGGCUGACCUCGGCCUACACCCCGGAGCAACUUUCGACUUUCCAUUGCGACCGAGUUCGCAAAAUGCCGAUGUCAAGUCUCGACCCAAGUAUGCUCUUAGGGUUCCUCAUUCAGGAUCACGACGACUGGCAGGACUUCUGUGCGAGGAUGAACAACGUCCGACAUAAAAUCUUUUCCGUGCAAGAUCAACCCAUGUCUUGGAGUGAUGACGAUGACGACCCAGGGAUGGAAUCUUUGUCCGAGACAGACGACGGGUUCAGCCUUGGUUCGAACCGAGGCGCGAAUGACCCUCUACGGUCUGUGCAGCUGGAUCGCGGCGGGUCUAUGGAAUCCGAGUCCGUACCAACGGACGACGAGUCUGACCUGGUCAUCACGGUACCUCCUACCCCAACUCGCCGCCGAUUAAGACCAUCCGCCACUGAAACCACCCUCAACGCCCGAGCCAUGAUGGAUGAUCCAGCGCAACGCAUCACAUCGCCACCAGCUUCCGCCGCAGAGGAGCAGCCACUCUUCGACUCGUCAGCGGUUCUGCUUAUCAAACCCAGCCUCGACGAAGUGACUGUGUUCGACGAAGACAAUGGGGUCAUCGUCAUGUCAGACACUCCACCAAACGACCACGCUAUUUCACGAGCAGCUUCACAAGACGACACCAUAAAGCGAAAGUAAACAGCUACGAUGAUUUUCCUAAUAACGAUAUCUAUACCUUUUUCAAUUCUGAUCUGGUUUAUGUGAACAAUUCUAUGUAACAAUCGAAUUCGAAAGACACACCGUUGUACGCCUCUGAGAUUGCCUGUUGUAUUCAUCCUUUGAUAGUCUAUGACCUCCUGAAGGUGAUAGUCGCAUGCAAUAGUAAAUAUAUAUGUUUAUACAACAAGGA